This is a messenger RNA of Aspergillus heteromorphus CBS 117.55, 1059 nucleotides long. RefSeq names its product D-isomer specific 2-hydroxyacid dehydrogenase family protein. The transcript is spliced from 4 exons. Bases 1 to 1059 code for a protein of 352 amino acids. Gene Ontology annotation, molecular function: NAD binding. The record is from RefSeq and is a predicted model, not a curated record. Lineage: Eukaryota; Fungi; Ascomycota; Eurotiomycetes; Eurotiales; Aspergillaceae.
AUGGCCGCGCAAGAAGUCGUCCUGAUUCUCACGCCCUGGACCCCUCCGGCGGAGUGGGUCUCCGACCUGAUAAGAAUCAUUCCCAACGUCCGCGUCGUGAGCCAUGAGAUCAGUAGAACCGACACAGAGCUACCGGCAGAGAUCUCCGCAGAGGCCUGGAAGGAGGUCACCGUGCUCUUCACCUGGAGACUCUUCCCGUCCCGAGAGCUCGCCCCGAACCUGCAAUACGUCCAGCUGCUCAGUGCGGGGUGCAACCACGUUAUCGGUCUGCCGCUGUUCGAAGACACUGAUAUCGCCUUCUGCACAGCCAACGGCGUGCACCCACCUCAAAUGACAGAAUGGAUCUUCAUGACCUUCCUCGCCUUCCAGCACCACCUCCCGGAACAUCUCGACAACCAGAAGCUCGGCAAAUGGGUCGAUCCUCCAUCCGACGAAGACGCCGAAGACGCAGUCGGUCUCCGAGUCGGAAUCAUGGGCUACGGCAACAUCGGCCGACAAUGCGCGCGCGUGGCCAAAGCCUUCGGAAUGGACGUGUACGCCUACACGAUGCGGGAACGCGCCACGACCGAGUCCCGCAAAGCGGAUUCCUUCUCCGAGCCUGGCCUGGGCGACGAAGACGGCCAGUUCCCCUCGAAAUGGUUCUGGGGACAGCACCAACUCAACGAGUUCCUGGGCUCGGACCUUGACCUCCUCAUCAUCACCCUCCCCCUCACAAAGGAAACCCGCGGCAUCAUCGCCCGCGACCAGUUCAAGCUGCUGGGCAAGAAGAAGACCUACGUCAGCAACGUUGCCCGCGGGGCCGUGAUCAACACGGAUGAUCUGAUGGCUGCCCUGGAUGAGGGCUUGAUCCGCGGUGCCGCGCUAGAUGUCACGGACCCCGAGCCGCUGCCUGAGGGCCAUAAGCUCUGGGGGUACAAGAAUGUUAUCGUCACGCCGCAUUGCAGUGGGAAUUCGACGCAUUAUAAUGAGCGUGCGUUGAAGAUUUUGGCUACGAAUCUGGAGAGGCGUGCGCUGGGGAGGGAGUAUAUCAAUCGGGUCAAUAAAUCUUUGGGGUAUUGA